Messenger RNA from Mesorhabditis spiculigera, 300 nucleotides. The record is from the annotation of a GenBank genome assembly. Lineage: Eukaryota; Metazoa; Nematoda; Chromadorea; Rhabditida; Rhabditidae.
AUGCCUGGCCCGUUCUGCUUCACUGCUCUAUCCUACAGCCAACUCGAGCUAGUUGUCGGAUAUUUACAGCCUGACGAGAGAAUAAAGUUGCUGAAGACGUCGAAGGACAACAGGACGCUAGUACGCGACAAAGGCCUGAUCCCGAAUCGUAUAAAGGAAUGGCGGCUCGUGGCGGGAAACUGUUCUCAGAAGCGACGAGAUGGCGAAUUGCGGGUGUUCUCCCGAGAGAUUCGAAUGACCAUCGUCCCUGAAGAAUCACCUGGUGUCCAUUUGACACGCGGCGAGGUGCUUGUGCGAAAG